Molecule: messenger RNA, 2026 nt
Organism: Chara braunii
Lineage: Eukaryota; Viridiplantae; Streptophyta; Charophyceae; Charales; Characeae
Source: the annotation of a GenBank genome assembly
GAGAGAGAGAGAGAGAGAGAGAGAGAGAGAGAGAGAGAGAGAGAGAGAGAGAGAGAGAGAGAGAGAGAGAAUCGGGGAGGAUGAGGCAAAUAAGAGCAUUGAUAAUAGGGGCGGGCAUGGGAGGAUGCGCGUUGUCACUGGCAUUGAGGAAGCUGAACGAGCAAGCACGGAGGACAGGCGUUCUGUUCUCGAGCACCAUCUUCGAGCAGGCGCCUGUCAUCAAGCCAGUGGGCGCCGGGAUCGCGUUAGGACCGAACGGUCUGAGCAUACUCGAGAGUCUGGGUCUGUAUCCGAAGCUACAGGCCUUCGGAGGGGAGGUACAUUCGCUCCAAGUGUAUAAAGACGAUGGGCAGAGGUUGCGCGGAUUCGAUCUGUCGUUCAUCGCACGUAAGCACGGGUACCCGCUGCUGGUUCUGGAGAGGGCGGAGCUACAGGCUUUGAUGAUCGACGAAAUUUUGCACCCAACCCCGCGAGUGGGGGAGAAGCGCGCCGAGCCCGCUAUACGACAAGAAGAGAUCGUGUUGAACAAGAAAUGUGUGGGAGUGGAAGAUCUGGGACCGAAGUGCGGAGUGCGCGCGCAUUUUGCAGAUGGAACGACAGAGGAGGGAGAUGUCCUCCUGGCGGCCGACGGGCUGAAAUCGGUAAUCAGAGAGCAGAUCAUCCUUCAAACAGACCUCAAAUCGACGGCCAACAAGGGCCCGCCCCCCAUCUGCUCCGCCGCCUUUCCCCGGUACUCUGGCAUUUCCUGCGUCUUGGGCGUGACCGAGUCUGUGCCUGAGUCCAUCCAGGGCAAUGUGUACUGGAUCUUCGGACCUGGUCGUGUUUACGGCACCUGGUCGAUGGGCAAGCAGAAGCAGUAUUGGUUCCUUGCAGAGCGGGAGACUUUUCUACCCGCGCCCAAUGCGAAUGUCGGCGGCGCCGCCGGCGGCGGAGGCUAUGCUGGUGGCGGCGGCGGCGGCGCGUUCUAUAGUGGAGGCGGCUCGGGCUUCAGUGGCGGCGGCUAUGGCGGCAGUGACGGCUAUAGUGGUGGCGGCGGGGGCGGGGGGGGCCGCGGGGGUUAUAAUGGCGGCGGUGACGGUGGCUAUGGUAGCCUAGACGGCGCUUCUACUGGCGCCGGGGGGGCCCUUAGUGGCGGCGGCUAUGGUGGCGGCGUAAGGGGUUAUAGUGCUGGUGGUGGGGAGGGGGACUAUAGUGGCUAUGGUGGCGGCGGCUAUGGUAGCAGGGAAGGCGGCUUUGGUGGCGGCGGCUAUGGUGGCGGUGACGGCGGCUAUGGCGGCGGUAGGGUAAGGGGGUAUAGUGGUGGCGGCGGCGGAGGGGGAGGUGGGGUGUACAGCGGCGACGGCGGAGGCGGAGGGGGGGUGUACAUUGGCGACGGCGGAGGAGGAGGGGGGGUGUACAGUGGCGGCGGGGGGGGGUAUGGUGGCGGCGAAUGUGAUGGCUAUGGUGGUGCGGUGAACAACAAUACUAGUGCUGGAGGGCCGUCUUGGAGUCAUGAUGCAGCGCUGAAAGGGAUGGAUAGGAUGUGGAAUUGGUUUCAUCCGUACGAUCAUCAUGCGAUGUUUAAUCGGACGACGAGGAUGGUCAAAAUCGGUAUGUUCGAGGCCCCAUGGAAGGGUCCUUGGGGAAGAGGGAAUGUAGCCUUGGUAGGUGACGCCGCGCAUGCAAUGCUGCCCACUCUCAAUCAAGGAGCCAACAUGGCGAUCGAGGAUGCGUGUGCCGUGGCCAGAGCUCUUGCCCAUCAACCGACUGACGUGUCAGCUGCUCUGGGCAGAUAUCAAGAACUGCGCAAAAAGCGGGUCGGGAGAUUAAUGUGUCUGGCAAGAAUGCUCGGCGCGCUGCAGACGACGAACAGUGAUCUUGUGUCGAGAAUGAAUGAGACGGCUGUGAAAUUCGCACCGCAAAGCAUUUUUGAAAGGUCCAUGGACUGGGUGAUGAGAUAUAGGGACCCCCUUCGAUGAGAUAUAGGGACCCCCUACAUAGACUAAUGGGGAGAAUUUUUAGGAAAAAACAAAACGAAUUAUAUCUU